This is a messenger RNA of Oryzias latipes (Japanese medaka), 2060 nucleotides long. RefSeq names its product eukaryotic translation initiation factor 5A-1. Gene Ontology annotation, biological process: positive regulation of translational termination; positive regulation of translational elongation. The record is from RefSeq and is a predicted model, not a curated record. Gene Ontology annotation, molecular function: translation elongation factor activity; RNA binding; ribosome binding. Lineage: Eukaryota; Metazoa; Chordata; Actinopteri; Beloniformes; Adrianichthyidae.
UGCGGUUGUUUAGCUCUGACUGAUCCUGUCCGGCCGGCAGUGGUGGAGAGCUGGAUGCUGGAGAGGCAAAAGUGGAUGCGGGACAUAAACAGGAUAGGCUUUGCAGGGUUCGGGGCUGAAAUUUUUUAUUUUUAUUUUAAGUUCAUUUUUUUAACCCAGCGGGGGACUUUACCAAAUGUGAACUUCAAGCCAGGAAGAAAACCGGUCUGUACGGAAAAAACAAAAAUAAAAGCUAAAGCUAGCAGGAAAAACUGGGACGCGCGACAUCCCUAAUAGGUAACAUCAGUCGGGAAAUUUACUGACACGGAAACCGAGGUGCGAAGGAAAAGUGGAGCUAACGGGGGAAGAACAAUAAGCAUCACCGCCUCGGAGACCGUUAUUAUCCCUGAAGCAUGGCCGAUGCAGAGCUGGACUUCCAGACCGGCGAUGCGGGGGCGUCCGCCACUUACCCCAUGCAGUGCUCUGCUCUGCGCAAAAACGGCUUUGUCGUGCUGAAAGGACGACCCUGCAAGAUCGUGGAGAUGUCCACCUCCAAGACCGGGAAGCACGGCCACGCUAAGGUUCACCUCGUGGGCAUCGACAUCUUUUCUGGUAAGAAGUAUGAAGAUAUUUGCCCCUCCACUCAUAACAUGGAUGUUCCAAAUAUCAAAAGGAUGGAUUAUCAGCUGAUUGGUAUCCAAGAUGGCUACCUCUCACUGCUCCAGGACAGCGGGGAAGUCAGGGAGGACUUGAAGAUUCCCGAGGGUGACUUGGGAAAAGAGAUAGAGAGCAAGUAUGAAGCCGGGGAGGAGAUCCUGGUAACCGUUCUCAACGCAAUGGACGAAGAAGCCGCCAUCGGCAUCAAAGCUUUGGGCAAAUAAGGCUCUGGAGGUGAGGGCAGACCUGGAGCUCCUGCAACCCCGCUGCUGCUCUCACCUCGCUGCUGCCACCUGAGCGAAGCCUGUCGGAAGACGGGAGCCACUUGUGUAAAAAGAUGAGGCAGAAAGGGGGCGGCACUUCCAGUCUUUUUAAGUUUUGCCAUUCGGGCCAGACAUUUGGUAAAAGACGCACCAACUCGUACGUGCUCAUGAUACUGAACGCAUACGUUGUUUUUUUUUAUAUGAAUGCAUCGUAUGAUUAUAUUUUUAUGCAUAUGCUUUUGAACUGGAAAUCUAGGGAUCAGGUUAACAUCCGAAGACCGAAAAAACUGACGUUUUGUGUGAAGUUGUGUGCCGCUGUGGGCCUGCCUCCCCCUUAAUCCACCCUCCGGUUUUUGUUCAGCACCUUAUGGAGCGCCUAAGGGUUCAUCUUGUAUUUAGAAGCAACGUUAUGUUUCUUUUUGAGGGUUGCACAUUGUUUUACAGCCUCAUACAACAAACUGUAGCAUUGUUGGAAUCAACUGUUUAAUGCACUUUUUCUAGAAAUAUGUGGGCGCCGCACUGAAGCGUGCACCAAAGAUCUGUCGUUUCUUCCACUUAGACCAGUCGAAACACUUUCCCCACCUUUGUUGAUCUGUUAGAGGGGAAAUAUGAGGGAAUUUUAUGUUUUUUUAUUUUUCAAUUUCUUCUCCCCAAAGUAAACCCUGGGACUUAAAUGCAAAAUGUAACAGAAAAAGCAAAAAAGCAAAAAUGAUGUUAAAGCCACAUUCAAGUUCAUGUGUACAGAAGGUUUUAAAGCUGUUGAGGUUCCACUCUUUUUUUUUUUUAAUUAUUAUGCCUGUUUCAGGUUAAUCAAGGGCUUCAACUCUAAAUCUGCAUUGUUCUGGAGAGCUUGUUCAGCAGUUGCUGCACACGAAACAGUUUUGUAUCAGCAUGGCGACAGGAUGUGAACCGGCGUCUUAUUGUUGUCGAGCUAACAUGAAAGAGGUUCAGUUUGUUUGCCUGAAAGCUCAAAAACGUUUAAAAAAAAGAGACAAAUUCUUUAGACAAAAUGUUGGAAGAAUCCGUGUAGGAAACACGCUGCGGUGUGGAGUCACUGAGAACUGGCUUCUAGCGGUUUGGCGUCCUUACCUUGUUUUCAUACAGCCGAUCCAAACUGUACGGAAUGUCUCUACGGCCAAAAGUUAAAAUAAAAUAAAAAAA